AUGGCGACCACUAAGGAGCAAGAAAUCAACAGAAAGAGAAAGAACAGUCCUGACUUUCAGAUCCCAAUACAAAUUUCUGAACUUGAAGAAGAAGACAACGAUUUUCUCUCUCUUUCUUUGUCUUUUCGUCCUAGUAGACGUCACAGCAUGUCAUCAGUACAACAACAACAACAACCACCACCACUCGUCCCUACUCCGCCAUUGCCACCACCGCCACCACCAGGGCAAGAACAACCUCUACCAUACCACGCAUUCUUGCAACAACCACACCCACAACAAGCCCUCCAGGUCUCACCCUCCCACACUCUCUACGCGUCGCCACCACAUCCUCUGCCAGAUUCACUGGCAUUACCAAUACCACCCAUGGUGAGCCGCCAGGAGGGGGGUCCGUCGCGGCCGUGUCGUGGUCGUCGGAACCCAUCACAAGGUCCGCGAGAGGGGAAGAGCACCACCGUCCCAGCCCCAUUCCCAUGGGCCACAACCCACCGCGCAACCGUGCACAGCCUCAACCACUUACUAUCCAAACAAAUAUCGACAAUCACCGGCGAAGUCCAAUGCAAGCGUUGCGAACAGAACUAUGAAAUGGAUUACGAUCUGAGAGAAAAGUUCAUCGAAAUCGGAUCAUUCAUCGUGGAAAACAAAGCCUCCAUGCACGAUCGAGCUCCGACUGUGUGGACAAACCCAAUUCUACCAACCUGCAAGUUAUGCGAUCAAGAAAACAGUGUGAAACCGAUCAUUUCGGAGAAGAAGAAAUCGAUUAACUGGUUGUUUUUGCUUCUGGGUCAGAUGCUUGGUUGUUGUACUCUUGAACAGUUGAAGUAUUUCUGCAAACACACCAAGAAUCACAGGACUGGUGCUAAGGAUCGAGUUCUUUAUCUCACAUACCUUGGAUUGUGCAAACAACUUGAUCCCAAUGGGCCUUUCAAUCGAAGUUGA
Ilex paraguariensis (yerba mate) is the source of this 936-nucleotide messenger RNA. The record is from the annotation of a GenBank genome assembly. NCBI's taxonomy places the organism in Eukaryota, Viridiplantae, Streptophyta, Magnoliopsida, Aquifoliales, Aquifoliaceae.